AUGCUGCCUAUCUUCUGGGUCUCUGGCCGCCUAUGGGCUCAAAGCUUUUGCUCUCUCUUCGCUAUUAACUUCCGCCCUCUCCUUGCCUGCUUAUCACCCUACUUCUACAUUCUCCCAUAUGCGCUCCUCUUCCUCGAACUGUCUCUAUGCUGUAUCGGCUGCAUAUUCGGCUACUUGAACUAUGACUACUAUGCUUUUGAUACUAUUGAAUACGCUGGAUCCCUCCUCAACUGCGCUCAAUGGCGCCACUCUGAGUACAACAUUUUCGUACGUGGAACAAACGCCACUCUUCUCAUUCGUGUGCCUCCGGGCGCGAACGUUCGUUGGCUUGUGCAUCAACUGGAACGGCAACACGAGGUGCUCCGCAGAUGCGGUGAAGAAAGAUUGGUGUUUUCCUUGCUCUUCCUGGGGCGGGAUCUUGCUUUACGCCCGACGCAAGACCUUCGAGAGGCCGGGCUAGUCGAUUGCAGCACCAUCCAUCUGCGCUACCACCUCCUAGGUGGUGCACGCUUACGAGGAUCAUCGUCUCACACCCAACUAGACCCUCCGCCCAUCGAGCCGAACGCUGAAGCGGGUCCAUCCCAGCCUCGCACCGCGGUCUCAAUAGUGCAAUGCAUCAAAUGCGGCCGAGAGUACGGUAGUCAGCGCAAGCUGCACAUCCAUCAAGGCAGGGAUCCGGACUGCAACCGAGACGCCAACGACUUACGGGACGCAGCUGUUCGGACGCAGCGUGCUAGGGGGGCGCUUGCAUCGCGCCGAGAAAAACAUCUGGCUCGAAAGCUCGCUCGACAGGCCAGUACUGCCACUUCGCACCCCGAACCCGAGCCCACUCCUCCGAACUCCCCGGCGCCCAACGCCAUUGAGCCCGAGCCCAUGCUGCUUGAUAGCGCAGCACCUUUCCUCCCACCGCAUGCCGCAGAUCCCGAACCCAUGGACGUGGACCACCCCUUGGAACCCGAAGUGCGGAACGAGGAGCCCGGAGUGCACUUCGACAUCGACCAACCCGACAUCAGCAUCGGCAACAGCGAAGAAGGAGACGCAGACGCGCCCCUGGGUUGGGCGCUAGUGGAUCGGGCGCGGGCGCGGAGAGUUGGACAAGCAGCGCGUGGGCGAGUCGAUGCCGAGUUUGCAGAAGAGGAGGAUGAAGAGGUCGAGGACGAGGACGGCUGGGAAAGGAUGGGCGGUUGGGAGACUGACGACGGUGAUGACACGGAUGAUGGGCAGGAAGAAGAGGAUAGCGAGGAGGAGCCCAUUGCCAACGAUGACGCUGACUUGGGAGAAGGCAGCGACGACGACGCCGACUGGGAGGACAUACCCUGGCCACCACCACCACCUUCCCCAUCACCUUCCCCGCAUCCCUCGCCAACACCGCCACCUGGGGGCAACCUCCCGCCGCCUCCUCUACCCGAUCCACCCGAUCCGCCGUCUCCCGAUGGUACACCACCACCUGGUGGUGAUCACCCGCCACCUCCAGAAGACGAGGACGAUUUCCCACCACCUCCCGAAGACGAGGAUACGCCUGAGCCACCCGGAAGAAGGGUCGUUCCGUUCGGGCGUCGGGCUGGUGAGCCUAUCAACGGUGACGAGCCACCGGGCGACCCAUACAGCCAGUAUGAGGCGGGCCUUCCCAACGCAGGAGACCCAAGUAACGCUUACCAUCCGUUCGAAUCAAAGCUAAACUGGGAUAUUGCCGCCUGGGCAAAGACCCACAGCAUCGGUUCGAACGCAUUCACCGACUUGCUCAAGAUCGAGGGGCUUGUUGACCAGUUAGGUAUUCAGUUCAAGAGCACGCGGGAUCUGCAUAACGUCAUGGACAACGCGCUGCCUGCGCGACCCGCGUUCACGCGUCGGACUUACAAGUUGGGUAGCGAGGAGCUCCAUUUGUACAUGCGCAACUCGCUUGACAUCGUCAAGGAACUCUUUAGCCGACCGGAAUUCGCGACGUCCCUCGUCUUCGCGCCGGAGAGGCAUUAUGUGAUGGUUGGCGAAGUGGAAGAGCGAGCAUAUUCGGAUAUGCAUACAGGGAAGUGGUGGUGGAAGAUGCAGCUGCGACUCGAAAGGAGAAAGCCUGGCGCCACUAUCAUCCCCCUCAUCCUAUCCUCCGACAAGACGCAACUCACCCUCUUCCGCAACCGAUCAGCCUACCCCGUAUACCUCACAAUCGGUAAUCUGCCGAAGGAGCUUUGUCGCAAGACCUCCCUCCACGGACAAAUUCUCGUUGGUUACCUUCCGGUGACCAAGUUCCUAGGCGUCAAGGACGACGACCCUCUCCGAGACGUGGCGAGGGACGGCGUCAUCCUCACGUCUGGUGACGGUGUGCAGCGCCGCUGUCACCCUCUUCUCGCGGCGUUUGUGGGUGACUACCCCGAACAAGUCCUUGUUACGGGGACAAAGUACGGUCUAUGCCCCAAGGGCACCCUCGACCGGUCCCGCUUUGGCUUUCAAGACAAAUGCAAGCCGCAGGAUAUCGCCGCCGCUACCGAGGCGCUUCAUACACCCCACGACACCGACGUGCAGGCCGCCGACUUCGUUGCACGCUGUCAGGCCGCAGGCGUCAAACCCAUCCGGACCUUUUGGCAAGAUUACCCCGACAGCAACAUCUUCCAGGCAAUCCAACCCGACAUUCUCCACCAGCUGUACCAGGGCGUCGUGAAGCAUCUGAUUGCUUGGCUGAGGGCCGUGUAUGGCGACAAGGCGCUGGAUGCGCGUUUCCAGUGCUUACCCGCCAAUCACCAACUCCGGCUCUUCACCAAGGGGAUCUCCGGCCUCUCGCGCGUCACCGGAUCCGAACAUCAAGAUAUUUGCCGCGUGCUGUUGGGCGUCAUCAUAGACGCGCCCCUUCGGCGCAGCCGCAAUCCUCAUCGAGCUGCACGCGUCAUACGCGCUGUACGCGCACUACUCGACUUCGUCUACCUCGUGCAGUACCCGGAGGCCUCGGAGAGCACUUUGCGCGAUAUCCAGAAAGCGCUAAGGGCAUUCCACAACAACAAGAACGUAUUUAUCGACCUCAAGGCACGCGAACACUUCAACUUUCCAAAACUUCACGCCAUCGCCCACUACUACGACUCCAUUCGGCUAUUCGGAACCGCCGACAACUUCAACACGUCGUAUUCGGAGCGCCUUCACAUCGAUUUCGCCAAGUCCGCCUACCGCGCGUCCAACCGGAAGGACGAAUACCCGCAAAUGACCGUCUGGCUUCAGCGGCGCGAACAGAUUCAAGCCCAUCAAUCAUACGUAUAUUGGCGUCUCCACGGUCGGCCGACGCUCGAGGACCUACCACGCGCCCCGCUCCCUCGCGCGCCCAAGCUCAAGCGCAAGAUCGCCCGCACGCCCAAUAGAUCGGUGAACUUUGCAGACGCGGACAGGCUUUACGGCGCCGAGGAUUUCGAAUCGGUUCUCAAGCAGUACGUUCUGAAGAUCAAGCUCCCCACGCUCUCCGAUCAACACAUCGCCGACAUCGCAGCGACCGCAUACACGCUCCCGUUCACAUCGGUCUGCGCCUAUCACCGCCUCAAGUUCUGGCACACGGACGCUCUGGAACGUGAGGGAGAGUGGGUUCAAGAACUCCCCGACUCAAUCUUGGCCCGACCGGCUUAUCGUGACGCCCAAAGGAGGAAGGUGCAGGGACAGUACAGCACGGCGCUGAUAGACGAGUAUGGGGAAGGAGGUUCUAACGGAGUAACCGGAUAUCGCGUUGGCCAAGUGAGGCUUAUAUUCGCACUUACUGAAACGGCAAGAAAGAAGACGUUCAACGACCCUACCGGCAUCCCCACCCACUUCGCGUACAUCGAAUGGUUCUCGUCCUUCCCCGCUCGUGGCCCAGAUAAGCGCGGCAACAUGUACCGCGUCGACCGCUCGGUACGCGACGGCGAGCGCGUGGUGUCCAUUCUCCCUAUCGACCGUAUACGCCGUAGCGUCUCCCUCACCCCCAAAUUCGGAGCCAAGUGGUUGAGGCGUGGGAAGACGCGACUCGCGUCGCCGAACCUCGCCGCGCGUUUGGCGUUGUUGUUCCUCAACACCCACCACCACCACAACAACAUCGAGAUCACCGGGUUCUCGUCCUUUGGGUUGUCCCUUGGGCGAGUUCUCUUUAGGUGUCGUGAUAGCGUAGUGGAUAUACCCGCCAGCGUCAAAAUGGCGAACCCGCCCGCUCCGGCAAUCGGCGCUGCACCCGCAGCUCCCGCGAGGAAGCUUCCUCGCUUCAAGAAGAAGACCGCGGAGCAGAAGGCUGCAGAGGAGAAGGAAGCAGAGGCCGCGAAGGCCUCUCAGGAACAGUGGUUCCCAUCCUCGUCCUCGCGCAUGCGCCACCCGAAGUCUGCGCCUAGCUCUGAGCGCUCGAGCCAGCGCUCAGCCCCACCCCCUCCAGCCUCCCCACCCCAACCCUCCGCCGAGCCAACCCCUUCGGCUCAGUUGCAGCCCGCACCCGCGCCGCUGCGCCGCCCUCCGCAGGACUUUUCCGCCGCUGCGCGCUGGGGAGAGCUCGUGGUGCUCGCCUACGGCACCACGUACAUACCACCGAACGCGCAUGGGAGGCGCAUGGUCGGGCACGUUCACCGCGAUGCGCGCUGGGGCAUCUUCGACUUUUGCCUGCAUCCCCAGCCGAACGACCGCUCGUCGGCGCACAUGGCGUGCAUUCCGGUGCCGCCCAACCGGAGGACCGUAAACGACACGUUGCCCUUCCGCGCGCCCACGAAGGAGGAUCUGGAGGAGGCUCUGCAUAGGCACCCAGACCUCGAAGAUGUCUACAACGACGGCAUCCCAUCGGCGUCCGACUGCGUGUGUCGGUGGGACGUACACGAGCAGUUGAUCCCGCGUGUGAACGCGCUCAGGGAUCAGUUCGCCACUGCGACACGGCUCCUAGCGAGCGCCUUGGUCACCGACUCGCUCUCCGGACUUCAUCUCGAAGUGGCCAAGGACCUGGUCAUCCCGACCGCCGCGGCCCUCGAUAUGCGCAAGGCGUGGGGUCUGCUGCGGUACGGCCGGAUCAGAUCGUUCGCCGACUUUGCCGUCUGCUGGGAAGCCUUCCGGCGGUUCUCUUGCGAAGUCGAGGGCUUCAUCUUGCUCUGCACGGGACUUCUCCGAGAGGUCGACGACGACGAUACGAAGGCGUGGCUGCGUGCUCAAUGA
Messenger RNA from Peniophora sp. CBMAI 1063, 5127 nucleotides. The record is from the annotation of a GenBank genome assembly. NCBI's taxonomy places the organism in Eukaryota, Fungi, Basidiomycota, Agaricomycetes, Russulales, Peniophoraceae.